AUCUUGAUAAAAUAAAAAGCAAAUCGUUAAUUUAUUUAAACAAAUAUACUAAAUGUUUUAAAUGGAAAAAAUGAUAAAUGAUCAAUUUUAAAAACACGUGUCUUAAUAAAACAAAAUAAUAGAUUUUAUUCGAUGACAUUUAUUAAUGACAAUCACCUGGAAACACGCUACCAUUGCUUAUUAAUUGUUUAAUAGACACCGAAUUUCAUAAAUACUAAAAAAUACGGCCAUAAAAUGUACACAAGUGUGUUAUCAUUUUUAUCAGCAACUCGACCUCAAGACACGCGUAUAUGUAAUAAUAUAUAUCAUUGUCAAAUUAACCAAAUGAUUUAGUUUACGAUUGAAGAAAGGAGGUAUCAGGUCGCAGCUAACUAACGAUGAAAACAACCCGGGUGUGCUCAGUGAUAUCAAUGUCACUAUUACUGAUACUGCUUUUCUCGAGUGUAUUGGGAAUUAUCAAUGAAGAUUUCGGAGAUUGUGAUUACGAACAGGAAAUUCAAGCCGGCAAGAGUUAUCCCGUUUUUAGUCCUAACUUUCCAUAUACGAAUUAUCGGCCAGGAACUAAGUGCCGAUGGACUGCUAGAAGUAAUCAGCAGAUCAAAAUGACAUGCAAUACUAUUUCGUUACCUGAGAGAUAUGGGUGUAGUCUUGACGUACUAAAAAUCCAGAGCUCAUCUUCGAAACCUGCUCAACGAUACUGUGGAAAUCGUCCAUUCAGUGUCAUCUCUGAAAAUAAUAGAAUUGUUGCAACACUAUCAAGCUCAUCAGCAACCGGUGGAUAUUUUUAUUGUACUCUUAAAACUGUCAGCAAUGGAAACACUAAUUGUAGGUGCGGCUGGAAAAAUCCGACCAGAAUUGCCGGUGGAGAAGAUACUGGAGUACAUGAGUACCCAAUGAUGGCAGAAGUUAUUGAUGCGAGUGGUGGAAUUAUUUGCGGUGCAACAAUUGUUAAUAAUAAACAAGUAAUAACUGCGGCUCAUUGUAUUAGCGGAAGAAAUUAUAAUAGUGUGGGUGUCUUGGUGGGUGAUCAUGAUUUGUCGACAAGAACCGAAACCACUGCAACUAAAUUAUUCCGAGUGGUUUCAUUUGUAAUCCAUUCAUUGUACAACGAACAUACUUUGGAUUACGACAUCGCUUUGAUAAAUAUUGAUGGUACUAUUGAAAUUUCUGAACAAGUAGGUCCGGUUUGUUUACCAUUCAAGCAUUCUCAAAGUCAUUUUCAAGACGAAACUGUUGAAAUUUUAGGCUGGGGUUCACUUGGUCCUGUUCAAAGUCAAUCGAAUGUACUUCAAAAGGCUCAAGUAAAAGUAAUCACCCAGCAGAGAUGUGCAAAUGACUACCCACGAAGAAUUGGAUCCAGACAACUGUGCACUUUAGAAAAUGAAAAAGACAGCUGUCAAUAUGAUAGCGGCGGUCCAGUUUUGUGGCGCAAUCCUGAAACAAGAAGAAUAAUUCUAGUUGCAAUGAUUGGCUACGGUAUGAUUUGUACAGACGGAAGACCUUCUGUAAAUAUUAGAGUUGGUGCAUACAUAGACUGGAUUGUAUCAAAUAAACCAUUAGGAUGGCAGUAUUGUAACGUUGAAUAAAUGAAACGAAAAAUAUCCAAUUCUGUUUUUUUAAAAUUUUCAGAAAAAUAACACUGUGAUAAUUCAUUGUUUUUUAAAUGUCAUUACAUAAUUUUCUCAGGAAAUUCAUUUUUCGCAUUUUAUGUAAUUUAUAGAAUAUGAAUAAUUUAAAAUUAGAAAAAAAAUAUAUAUAUGGAAUAAAAACAUGUUUAUAGGUGGCCGUGGUUAAAAAAAUAGUAAAAAUAAAUAGAAACUGUAUCGAUUUACUUGAGUAACCUUAAGCAAAGUGUCGAAUUUACACUUGUUACUGUUUUUCUUUGCGCGUAAAUUAUAAUUACAGUGCAUAUUGUUCUUACACGUGGAUUUAAGUUCUGUAUCAUUCAAUGGCAUUUAAUUGUUCUUGAACUCCAGUUCAGAAUUGUGAAGUAAAAAACACAUGUAUUAAUUAGGAGUAUUCUUAGCAUCUGCGGAACCAGAUGAGUUAUAAUAAUUAAAUUUUAUUUCAUAAGCUGGUAAUUCCAUCAGCUUCUUAAACUUAAGCCAAUUAUGUUAACAUAUUAGAUUUAGUUUUUUUUAAUUCUGACAUGAUUUUUUUUUUUAACGAAUUUCUAAUUUGCACAGAUAAAUUACAGCAAAAUAAUCAAAAAUUUCAAAAGGCUUCUGUUAAUUUUUAUACUACUAAAUAUUUUUCACGUAUGAUUUAGUAAAGAAUAUUUUUGAAUUCAAAUUAUUAAUUUUCUUAACAAUGUUUAAUGAACCGUAAUUUUAAAAUGGGUUUUGUGAAAAAUUGUUUUUUAAGUACAAGACAAAGGUUCAUUAAUUCGCAAGGUAAUAUGCGCAUGUCCGUAUCUCAAUUAUCAGGAGGAUUCGUGGAUUCGCUUGAGUAUCUCAGUUUACAGACGUAGCUCAUAGAAGCUGUGUACUAUCACAAUUAUUUAUCUGAAUUGCUAAAGAUUGUUGUUUUUUUAUAAGCUUAUAAAGACAAAAAAUAAAAAAAAUAUUAAUGGGUCCUGAAGAUAUUAGACCCGUGUCUUUUAACUUUGAAUUCAAUCCCAAUUUACGUAAUCUCAAGAGUUCCAAAUUUAAGUAGUAAAAUAUAUGUAAUUUUAAAAUAUAUACAUAUGAGUAAAUGGAAAAAAUU
Molecule: messenger RNA, 2706 nt
Organism: Microplitis demolitor
Lineage: Eukaryota; Metazoa; Arthropoda; Insecta; Hymenoptera; Braconidae
Product: venom serine protease
Exons: 7
Coding region: 378-1586 (402 amino acids)
Biological process (GO): proteolysis
Molecular function (GO): serine-type endopeptidase activity
Source: RefSeq, a predicted model, not a curated record